GUGUCCGGCGUCCUCACCAUCCUCUGCAACCACACCUUCCACAACGACUGCCUCCGCCAGUGGGACGACCCGUCCUGCCCCGUCUGCCGGCACGUCUCUGGCGGAGUCGAGGAGUCGGCAACCUCGUGCGAGAUCUGCGGCACGGGCGCCUCCCUCUGGAUCUGCCUCGUGUGUGGCCACGUCGGGUGCGGCCGGUACGGCUGCGGCGCGGGCGUGAUCCACAACGAGCGGACCGGCCACAACUUUGCGAUGGAGCUCGGCUCGCAGCGCGUGUGGGACUACGCGGCGGACGGUUAC
Molecule: messenger RNA, 297 nt
Organism: Emiliania huxleyi CCMP1516
Lineage: Eukaryota; Haptophyta; Isochrysidales; Noelaerhabdaceae
Exons: 3
Biological process (GO): protein ubiquitination; Ras protein signal transduction
Cellular component (GO): cytoplasm
Molecular function (GO): zinc ion binding; ubiquitin protein ligase activity
Source: RefSeq, a predicted model, not a curated record